AUGUCGUCCAAUUACUCGGCAAACCAGUAUGACAGAGCCUACACCCCGCAGAAGUUGAAGAACUGGGGUGGACUAAACACUUCAAAGAGGCCAACAGCACGGGUGGGCCAUACCUCCUUCAUUGCUGAUGACAGAGGGCAUCUACUCCCAGGAAAGAAGAAGAGGGGCAGUAAAUGGUCAGACUUUGUGGGGACCUGGGAUCUACCUGCUCGUACCCCAUCACAACCCAUCAACGCCACGUCUCGCUCUCAGGAGGGUCUCCCACAGCAAAGCAACGGGCCUCUGCCACACAGAGGCAGCAGAAGCACAGAUAAACUGCCCGAUGUUGGCGAGGAGACCAGUGGGGGUGUACAGCAGGACAGUGCUGCUCAAACUCUGCAGCUGAAGCCGGAGCGUCUUCUCAGAACAGCCCCCCCUUCACCGGGAGCGACAGAGCUGCCAGCCAGGGCAAUGAUUCACAAGCAAGAGUGGCCGGAUCGCCAGAUGAACGAGCUGCUCUUGCUGCAGUGA
This is a messenger RNA of Cololabis saira (Pacific saury), 510 nucleotides long. Its product is annotated as protein Flattop-like. The transcript has a single exon. Lineage: Eukaryota; Metazoa; Chordata; Actinopteri; Beloniformes; Belonidae. Gene Ontology annotation, cellular component: ciliary basal body. Gene Ontology annotation, biological process: cilium organization. The coding region runs from base 1 to 510 and encodes 169 amino acids. The record is from RefSeq and is a predicted model, not a curated record.